AUGUUCUCAGUUUGCACAAAGCUGAAACAACUGAGAGGGGCCCUUAAAGACAUUAAUAAGAAGCAUUUUCACAACAUCAGUGAACAAGUUCAAAGAGCAAAAGCUGCAUUGGAGGAAGCUCAAAGAAAUCUAUAUAUUAGCCCUUUCAAUCCUGAGUUCAUUACAAAAGAAAGAGAGUGCAUGGCUACCUACAAUAAACUCUUGGAUUGUGAACUUUCUUUCUUACAGCAAAAAGCAAGGAUAAGUUGGAGCCUAAAAGGGGAUAGAUGCACUAAUUUUUUUCAUUCUGCAAUUAAAUCAAACAGGCAUAAUAAUAAAGUGUUGGUGUUAUACAAUGGCCUAGGUCAGAGAAUUUCUGAUCAGGAGGAGAUUGCCAAAGAGUUGGUGUCUUUUUACAAAGACCUGAUGGGAAAAACUUCUGUCAAUCUAAUACCUGAUAUUCAAACUAUUCAAUCUGGACCCUGCUUGAUAGAUUUACAAGCUCAGCUUCUUUCCAGUCCAAUAACUAAGGAUGAAAUCAAAGCAAUUUUUUCUAUGGAUGAUAACAAGUCUCCUGGUCCUAAUAGAUAUGCGGUAGCAUUCUACAAAUCAUCUUGGCCUGUGAUUGGAGAUGAGGUCUCAUUAGCUAUUGAGCAGUUUUUUAAGAUGGUAAACUGUUGGGAGUGGUAA
This is a messenger RNA of Asparagus officinalis (garden asparagus), 669 nucleotides long. RefSeq lists its product as uncharacterized. Lineage: Eukaryota; Viridiplantae; Streptophyta; Magnoliopsida; Asparagales; Asparagaceae. Bases 1 to 669 code for a protein of 222 amino acids. The record is from RefSeq and is a predicted model, not a curated record. The transcript has a single exon.